CGUCGAAUGCGUUUGAACAGCUGCAGUCGCAUCCAGUCGCGUUGAGUUGCGUCUCAUUUACAAUUUGUCGUACAAUACAGCUGCACUAUAACUUUCAGGUUUUCAGGCUUACAGCAAUACAGCAUACAGGUUGGAUGUCGUGGAUGUCGGAUGCAUUGCUUCGGGUGCUUGUUGUUGCGGUUCUAAAAUUUCGUUAAUACAAACGGUUGGAAAAUAUGGUACCUCUCGGCCCAUCGCCGGGACACCAAGCGUCCGUGAACAAUUCCUCUAGCACGCCCGCCAGCGGGACGAAAAACACAAUAGUGAAAUCAAACUAUACAUUGAAGUAUACUUUGGCGGGUCAUACUAAGGCAAUAUCAUCAGUUAAAUUUAGUCCCAAUGGAGAGUGGUUGGCUAGUUCAGCUGCUGAUAAGCUCAUCAAAAUUUGGGGGUCGUACGAUGGAAAGUUUGAAAAAACUAUAGCUGGUCAUAAGCUAGGUAUUUCUGAUGUAGCGUGGUCCAGCGAUAGCAGAUUGUUAGUAUCAGCUUCCGACGAUAAGACCUUGAAAAUAUGGGAAUUAAGUUCUGGUAAAUGUUUAAAAACAUUAAAAGGUCACAGUAAUUACGUAUUCUGUUGUAACUUUAACCCACAAUCCAAUCUCAUAGUUUCUGGUUCUUUCGAUGAAAGUGUGCGUAUUUGGGACGUGAGAAGCGGAAAAUGCCUUAAAACCUUGCCGGCACAUUCAGAUCCUGUAAGCGCAGUACACUUCAAUAGGGAUGGCUCUUUAAUCGUCUCAAGUAGUUACGACGGAUUAUGUCGAAUUUGGGACACUGCGUCAGGACAAUGUCUGAAAACUCUGAUAGAUGACGACAAUCCUCCAGUGUCGUUUGUCAAAUUUUCACCGAACGGCAAAUAUAUUUUGGCAGCGACGUUAGACAACACAUUGAAGCUGUGGGAUUACAGUAAAGGAAAAUGUUUGAAAACAUACAGUGGCCACAAAAAUGAAAAAUAUUGUAUCUUUGCAAAUUUCUCUGUAACGGGUGGUAAGUGGAUUGUAUCCGGUUCUGAAGAUCACAUGGUGUACAUUUGGAACCUACAAACGAAGGAGAUUGUACAAAAAUUACAGGGACAUACAGAUGUGGUACUUUGCACAACGUGUCACCCGACGGACAAUAUUAUAGCUUCAGCGGCCCUCGAAAACGACAAAACUAUCAAACUAUGGAAAAGCGAUACUUAAGGACAAUCUAUUAACUUGCUGUUACUAUCUAUUGUACAAAUCUCCGAGUUUUAUGUUAAAGAGAGAAUGAUUACAUUGUAAAGCAUAGACAAUAGACACUAGAUAUAAAGUAAAAUGCUAUUUUAUAUUUAAAA
Solenopsis invicta (red fire ant) is the source of this 1351-nucleotide messenger RNA. RefSeq names its product protein will die slowly (gene wds). Bases 216 to 1217 code for a protein of 333 amino acids. NCBI's taxonomy places the organism in Eukaryota, Metazoa, Arthropoda, Insecta, Hymenoptera, Formicidae. The transcript is spliced from 8 exons. Gene Ontology annotation, molecular function: protein binding. The record is from RefSeq and is a predicted model, not a curated record.